Molecule: messenger RNA, 2337 nt
Organism: Fonsecaea monophora
Lineage: Eukaryota; Fungi; Ascomycota; Eurotiomycetes; Chaetothyriales; Herpotrichiellaceae
Exons: 3
Coding region: 1-2337 (778 amino acids)
Cellular component (GO): nucleus
Molecular function (GO): nucleic acid binding
Source: RefSeq, a predicted model, not a curated record
AUGGCAAGCACCACCCCUCAGGAGCGAUUGAACAAGUUGUUCUCCAACCAAGCGCUCCCAACAGCUCCAACUCCCGGUCAACCUCACUUCUCGGAAAAAGAGCUUGAGCAAAGAGCAGUAAAAGAGCAACGGCCUUGGAGUGUUCCUGAAACUGCUCAAUAUCCAAGAGAUACCAAACCACUCAAAGAGCAACAGCCUCAAAGAGACAUCGUUAUUCUUACCAGCUCGGACGAUGAUGACGACUAUGUCUCUUCGUUCAAAAAGAAGCCUUCUAUGAAAUCCUUCCUGAAGCCACCUCAGCCGAGAUCAAGCGUCAUUCAUGCAAACAAUGCGAGUACAAGCCUCAAGGAUCCUGUCCUCGAUCCCGAGGAGACUGUUCAGUAUAUUGCUCACGGCAAGCGCUCUGAGCGGAUUUCCUCCAAACGCGUGACAGAGCGUUCUGAUUCAGACAACAAGGAGCUGCCGACAACAGACAAGAGAGGAAAUCCGGUCGCCGGACACUUCUGCCAGUUCCACCUUGCGGCCAAAUUCCCAUACAAAUACAUGAAUGAUGUCAAUGAUCGUGUUUCACGCCACUUCUUCGCAUCCAAUAAAUUCUACAACCGAACCUGGGACCUCUACUACCUGCAUCCGCCAGCCAGCUUGACAGCGAAAGCGAUCAUCCUCGUUCCCUUUGAACAGGUCCACGAGCUCAUUGCAGAGAUUGGAAAAACAUUCAAAAUCCCCGUGUCAGUGCCACCAUUUCCGUUUACUUUCACAUUUUUUGAGGACGGAACCCCGAAACCUCAAUAUUUGGGCCAGGCACACUCCAAGGAUGAAGCACAAGAAAUGCAGAACAGUGUUCCAACCGCUACUCCCGGCCACGGUGAAUGCCCACAUAAUGCCUUAUCUGAAAGCAGACAGCGCUUUGAAAAUUUCAAGCACGAUUGUCAAGCUGCCAUCUUGGCGGCCGCGAUAAGAGACUGGUAUGUGCAAUUGAGAAGAGCUCAGCGAUAUUUGGGUCUCCGCCGGAAGACUAGGCAGGUUCUCCCUCCGAAUCUUAGCAUGACAUGGGAAGAACAAGAACAAUUCCGUCUUCAGCAAUUGAAGAGCGCUCAUGUUACCUUGGACCCGCUCGACCUGAGUGCGCCGGCUCCAUAUGCUUUUGAAGAAGAAACCGUUUUCAUUGCGGUUGAUAUCGAGUCACAUGAAAGAGCCCAUAACCUUAUCACCGAAAUCGGAAUCAGCACUCUGGACACCCUCGACCUGGUAAAUGUGCCUCCAGGACCAAGAGGCAGGAACUGGACAGACCAAAUCCGUUCUCGACAUUUCAGAAUUCGUGGCAGGGAGCACUUGGUCAAUAAAGACUUUUGUCGUGGAGAUCCAAACUCCUUCCAAUUUGGCAGAUCUGAAUGGGUCGAGCUCGAAGAUGCUACCACCAAGGUGGACAGCUGCUUUGAGUGGCCUUUCUCCGUGGAUUUCAAGCACCCCAGCCUGAUCGAUACUUGGAGUGUGGAGCCAGUCAAUCAUGCAAAGGGGGACGAAGCGUCCCAAGCAACUUCUACUAAUCUCGGAGGCACCAGCUUGGGUCUGGUCAAUAUUGAACAAGAGGCCGCGAAUAGAGCAGCUGUCACCAGCGUUCUGACGGGCAUUGGCGAUCAGGAAGCCAUCAAGCAUGCUAUCGCACUUGCCAAAACAAAUCAAUCAGGAACAGACGCUCUCCAGAACAGACCAAAACGGCGCAAGAUUAUUUUGGUUGGGCAUAGUAUUGGAACGGAUGUCGCGUAUCUAAGAGACCUCGGAUCCAAAAUCUUUACGUCGUCACGGGCCACCUAUCCCAUUGCCGCCAUGGAGAUUAUGGCCAAAGGAGAGCAUUAUUCCGAGACGCUGGCCUCAAUCAUCGAUUCACUUGACACGGCACCAUUAUUUCGGAUCUUGAAGGAAGAAACCCAGAACCGCAACCUUGCUUCAAUCAUGGGAGAUUUAGGUCUCCCAUGCUACUUCCUUCACAAUGCCGGGAACGAUGCACGAUAUACACUGGAAGCGCUAGUAGCAAUGCUGAUUGAGGCACGAUUGAAAGGUGACCAGGAGCAAAAGAAAGAUGAGGAAGCAGGAAAGCGGCAGAAACCAGGGGACGAUGAGUCCGGAAAGUAUGCCAAGUCAGCAGGGCCAUCCAGUCUAGAUGGGAGCCAGCAACAGAUAGAAGAACUGGAUGCUUUUGAGGCUGCAGUCCUGGCGUCAUCUGGGGAUGAAGCAUCUCCUCGACAUCAGAGAGAUGAGGCUAUUGCUGCAAUUACGGAAAGAUUGAAGCUGGACCCGACCGUCGAUGAAGAAGAACCGAGGCGCCCAUUCUGCUAG